Molecule: messenger RNA, 1369 nt
Organism: Corapipo altera (White-ruffed manakin)
Lineage: Eukaryota; Metazoa; Chordata; Aves; Passeriformes; Pipridae
Product: receptor expression-enhancing protein 4-like
Exons: 5
Coding region: 1-705 (234 amino acids)
Source: RefSeq, a predicted model, not a curated record
AUGAUGAUGCCCUGUGGGGUGACAAUAUAUGGGGACAUGGUGAUGUCUUGGGAGGUGACAAUGCCCCAGGACAUGAUGAUGCCGAGGGACUUGGCAUUACCCAGGGAGGUGACCAUGCCUGGGCACACGGUGAUGCCCUGGGACACGGUGAUGCCCUGGGACACGGUGAUGCCCUGGGACAUGGUGGCCCCGGAACGUGCACCACCACGGUUGUCUCGGCAGGACAUCGACACCUUCCUGGUCCGGACCCGGGAACGUGGCUACGAGACGAUGCUGCACUUUGGCAAGAGGGGCCUCAACCUGGCGGCCACCGCCGCCGUCCAGGCGGCCACCAAGAGCCAGGGCGCCCUGGCCGGGCGGCUGCGCAGUUUCAGCAUGCAGGACCUGCGCUGCAUCCCCGACCAGGGCCCCGCGCCCUUCCCGGACCCGCUGUACCUGGAGGAGCAGAGCGGCCGCCGGCUGGGCUGCGGCGCGGCUCCGCCCGCCCGGCGCUACGAGAGCGACACGGAGGAUGAUGAUGAUGAGGAGGAGCUGUGGUCGGACUCGGGGGUGACCCCACAGCCUUCCCCACGCCGGGAUCCCAAGCCCCUGUCCCGCAGCCAGAGCCUGCGCUCCCUGAGGAAGACCCCGGGAAAAGAGGGCUCUUCCCGGCUCCUGCGCAGCCGGAUCAGGAGGAAAACGGCCCCCUCGGAGCAGGACAGCUAAAAAUCCCAGGAAACCUCUGCCAAAGAUCCCGGGAAACGCCUGCCAGGAGUCUUUACACAAGUUUGGGGGGGGGGGGUCAGCCCCCCCCAUGCCUGCCUUCGGGGGGGGGGGGGAGGGUCCUGUAUCCUUGGGGAGGGUUCCCUGCAUCCUUGGAGUGGGGCCUUCCCCUGCCUGACACUGUAAAUGCCUUCUGUGACCUCUGUGGUGCCUCGGGGAGGGGGCACCACCUCGCUGUCCCCCCACUCUGCUGCUCCCAGUGCCCCCUCCCAGACCCCCCCAGCUCGGCGCCGGCGCCUCCCUCAUGGGGUCUGACCCCCUCCUCCUUUUCUGCCACCCCACAAACACCACACACGCUCUGGGGUCCCCCCCCUCCUGCCACGGUGCCUUGUUCCCCACAUUCCCUCUCUCCCAGCAGCCAGGGAUGGGAUGGGAUGGGAUGGGAUGUGCCUUGUCCCCCCGAAGCCAAAGACUUCUGGGCUCCCCCCCCACCCCAGACACAGACUGACACCCCCACACUUGAACCUGGUGGGGUGGGGGCUGGUGCCUCACCGUGGCCCUGCUGGGCACCUCAUUCCCAGGCUUUUAACAUUCCCCUCUCCCCCCCCAAAAUAGGGGGUUUUGUACAUGGGAAAUAAAUAAAUAAAUAAAUAAACGCUGUUUCAGA